AACAGGUAUGGCUAACUAUGUAUAAAAGCUCUUUAAUACGUAACUCUUUUUCUCAAAAGUAUAUAAGUAUGUACUUCUAUUUUGGAAUUCCGGGCUUCUUCUUUUUCACUUUUUCUUUAGUUCUAUAAAGAACGUAACAUGGAAACAGCGGAUUUAGAUUUUGAUCUAUUUUUUGAUAUUACAACUUCAAAACAUCAGCAACAGCCGCCACGCAGCCUUGCACAUCAAGAAACACUUCAAGAGCCUACUUUUUACAAUACAAUACAUCCCUUAGCCGCUUUUGACCAUAAACUUUACGCGACUGCAAAAGCAGCAGAGGGACCUGAAUCUUUUUCAACUCUAAUACAGCAACAGCAGCAACAAAGCAAUCAGCUACUACAGCCAUUACACGCCAAAUUAUUUGAUUGGAAUGCUGAUAAUUUCAAGCAGCAGAGUCUCCCAUCUACUACUAUUUCUACAACUGUAUCACCAGAUCCUCUAAAUUCACCUCAAUCUAUGUUUGAAGGAUAUAGUUCUUCAAAUUUAUCACCGGAAUUGAGUAGUCCGCCUUCAUAUCCAGGAUAUGAUGUUGCUGAACGCUUGAAUAUCUACAACAAUAAAACUAUAAAUGGUUCAAUUCCAAUACAGCAGCCAGAGCCAGCAGUGAUAGCACCUAUUAGUCCUGUUCAUGAUAUACCUAGCAUCAUUAUACCGAGUACACCAACAACUGAAAUAAAUCCGUUUCAACUGAAUGAUGCUUUUUCUAAUGCAACUCUCUUUCCAACUUCGCCUCCAAAAGAAAACUUUGCCCUUAACUUUUUAUCAUCUACUUUUAAUGAUAAACAAAUUUCAACGAAAGGACAUGUGGAUAAGAAUAUAGAAGACACAGCCACAUACAAACAACAACAACAACAACAACAACAACAACUGCAAGAGAACUCAACAAAUGCAUCAUCUUAUAACCCUGGAAGACAGUUGAAGAAGGUUGCUCAUAACGCCAUAGAGAAAAGAUAUAGAAACAACAUCAACAGUCGAAUUCAAGAACUGAAAAACGUAGUACCAGCACUUUACAAAGCUCAUAUUCAAGGUAACGAAGAAUAUGAUUUAGAUGAUAGCAUCAACAAUAACUCCUACCGCAAAGAAGAAGAGCAAGAAGAAAAAGAAAUCAUUGAUGGUGUUGAAGUUGCUACCAAGUUAAACAAGGCAACUAUUUUACGUAAAGCCACAGAAUAUAUAGGCUUCUUGCAGCACACAAAUGCAGUAGUCGAUCAAGAAAACCUCCUUUUACAGCAGCUGAUUGCUCAAAUGCCAGGAGGGCAACAAGCCUUAUCGCAAUUUUUGCUGCAGAAAGAAGCCUACCAAAAGUACAAACAGGAACGGCUGAUGUGUGAACGUCAAGAGGCACAAGCACGUGAAAAAAUUGAGCGUCAACGUAUUUUGCGUGAACGUGCUACUCAAAGAGCAGCAUUAGCUCAAUUACUACUAGAACAAGGAAAGCGCCCUCACCGACGUACAAAGCAGCCUUCAAAAUAUAGUCAUCAUUCUAAACAUGCUGCUAAAUCCUCGGUGGGAAAUAGUACUAAGGCUUUCAUGGCUGCGUUUUUAUGCGUUACGUUUUUUACAGCCACACCUGCGGUGGAGCAGCAAAUCACUGCGAUGUAUCAUCAUCAUCAAAGUACUACUCCCAAUGCAAUAAAAUCCAUACCAAAUGUAGCCUAUUCCGAAAGAAUUUAUGAGUCAAUUUCUCUCAGGGAUGUAUUGUGCUACAUAAUAUCUACUGUCAUCAUUAUGUAUACAUUCGUUAUUCCGUUGCUUCGACAUCUACUUCGUCCUCUUCUGUUUCCUAAAAGAAUCGGUUUAAAGAGAAAAUGCGCAGAUCACUUUCAUUAUGCCAAUGAAGUAAAUGAAGCUUGGACUCGGCUUUAUGAUGGUCUUAUUUCAGUAAUUGAUCAACGAAAUCAUUGUAGUGAGAGAAUAUGGCCUUUCCGACAUACCCUAUUCAAACCACUAAAGCAAAUCUAUGAUGUUAUCUCAUCUGUUGCCGUGCUACUGAUUCCUAAACUAUUGUUGUCUACUGUAUACAUGAAUGCUAAACCAAUAGGCUGUCCUGAGGAACUCAGUCGAGUAGGUGCUUGGGUUCGACUCAAUGAAAUUGAGUGCUUAGGAGGUAGCUGCAAUACCACGACUCGUUUAAGUAUGCUAGCUUCUUGUAUGAAUAUGCUUGCUCAGUUGCACAAAAUGAAGCGCAGCGAUGAUUAUAUAACCUACUUUGAGCAUGAUAUCAUGUGCCGUGUCUUUGCUACCGUUGCUUUGAAGAUGCAGCUCUGUCUACCCAAAAUCAUAUCUACGUACAUCUCUGCUUAUUUCUGGAAGCAAGUUGAUGCUGUUUCUUUUAUUGUACGCCAACGUUCGUUAUCGGAUCGUAAGCAGUUGAAUAACUUUACAACCGGUUUCGAUACAAAAACCUCCUUGGUAGAUUGUAUAACAAGGCAUGAAUGGAUUGGUUCGAAAGGUCUUGAACAAGUAUUGGAAAUUUUCAAAGCUCGUCUUGGUUUUUCGCAAGCUAUUCCUGUUCGUAAAGACAACUGUCAGCAUUGUCCCUGCAAAAACGCUUUUUAUUCUUUUGCUUUACCUUAUGUAACUUCUCCCCUUGAUUUUGUCAUUUAUUGGCAGCAUUUAGACGCCUUGCGCCAUGAAUGGGUUGAAUACUUGAUGACUAAAGACGAUCCCAAUUUGAAGAGUGUUUUUGGCAAUAAAUGCAUAACUAAUGUGCGCUGCAAAUCGCCAACAUUAAAGUAUACUUCCUCUUCUAUGGUCGCUGUCACUAUGCUACGAUGGUUUAACAACGUCGGUCAGGUGCUAGAAUCAAUGAAGAGUAAGGACGAAAAAAAGAGCAAGACACUGGAGCUGAUUGAACAGUUGAACCCUGUUCCUGACACUCAUCCCUCGUCGGAAAUACUGAAGCAACAUCAGUCAACUAUUUAUUAUUUGGUCAAAGCUUGCUACUUCCUUCAAACAUCCUCAGUCGAUGAUGCUAUGGAAUACUUGGGCGAAGCGCUUAAUAAUUAUCAUACGUGGAAGCGAUGUUUUCAACAGCUCGCUGCCAUCAGUCAUGAUGAGCCAAAUUGUGAAGCCAGUGUAUUUACUUUUUCAACGCUUGCUGUUCAUACAGACACGUUAAGGCACCUUAUAACCAGUAUAACAAAUACUACCACUACCACUAUCAAACAACGUCACUUACGCCAUUAUAUAGGUUUACUGAAAGAACUGGUGGAGCAAGAUUUGCUAUUUAUCGAUACACUAAACUUGUCAUGCAUGUUGCCCACAAAAUACAACGAGCAAUUUCUAUUCCAAAUUGCUCUUGCUAAUGAUACCCUUAAGUCAUUCUAAAUAUUCCUUUUUUUAAUAUAUCCUUCCAUCACUAUACAUUUCAUCUUAUUUUGUGCUUUAAUACAAUCCAAACUCGUUUGAAAAACAGUAAAACAAUAUUCGCACUCUUCAACGUGCUAAAGUUAGUAAAUUUUGUUCCUAUGAUAGGUCGCAGAUAACUCGUUGCACUGUGAACACAUGAAAGAGAUAUACACUUGCACUGUAUGCUAUAAACAAAAGUCACACGGGAAAGACG
This is a messenger RNA of Mycotypha africana, 3604 nucleotides long. RefSeq lists its product as uncharacterized. Lineage: Eukaryota; Fungi; Mucoromycota; Mucoromycetes; Mucorales; Mycotyphaceae. The record is from RefSeq and is a predicted model, not a curated record. The transcript is spliced from 4 exons. Gene Ontology annotation, molecular function: protein dimerization activity. Bases 139 to 3369 code for a protein of 1076 amino acids.